Uloborus diversus is the source of this 892-nucleotide messenger RNA. Its product is annotated as probable E3 ubiquitin-protein ligase RNF144A-A. Bases 1 to 813 code for a protein of 270 amino acids. NCBI's taxonomy places the organism in Eukaryota, Metazoa, Arthropoda, Arachnida, Araneae, Uloboridae. Gene Ontology annotation, biological process: ubiquitin-dependent protein catabolic process; positive regulation of proteasomal ubiquitin-dependent protein catabolic process; protein polyubiquitination. The transcript is spliced from 8 exons. Gene Ontology annotation, molecular function: ubiquitin protein ligase activity; zinc ion binding; ubiquitin conjugating enzyme binding. Gene Ontology annotation, cellular component: ubiquitin ligase complex; cytoplasm. The record is from RefSeq and is a predicted model, not a curated record.
AUGAGCGAUGUUUCAACGUGGAGCGAUUUCCGAGAUGGGAUAAGAGGGACGGAAGACCCCCGGCAGACCGGUUCGGAGAGGUGUCUCCAACAGUACCUGAGGAUCAACAUUAGGGAAGGGAACGUGACCGUCACUUGUCCCGAUGCAGAUUGUAUCGUCACGGGAAAAAUCUUAAUUUCAGAAAUUCGUGAAAUAGCCGGAGAGGAUGCAUACUACAUGUUUGAGAGGUACAAACUAAAUUUAGAUGUGGAACUGGAUCCCAACCGCGUGUGGUGUCCUUCUGUGGGCUGUGAGACCAUCUGCUCUUUCCGACCGUCCCCCGAUCCCAACCUGGGAGUCUGUGUCUUCUGCAUCUCGUGUAGGACCAAGUUUUGCUCCCUCUGUAAGCUGGGCUAUCAUGGAGCGGCGAGUUGUGAAGAUGCCAGGAAGAACUCGAAUGAAGAAAUCGAGUUUUCUGCGAGUGACGACGAGAGUCCAAUCAAACGAUGUCCCAAUUGCCGGAUCCCGAUAGAAAAGGACGACGGUUGUGCCCAGAUGAUGUGCUACAGAUGCAAGCACGUCUUCUGCUGGCACUGCCUCGCAUCGUUAGAUGACGAUUUCCUGUUACGCCACUAUGACAAGGGUCCGUGUCGAAACAAAUUGGGCCAUUCCAGAGCUUCCAUGAUAUGGCACAGAACCCAGGUGGUGGGCAUCUUUGCCGGCUUCAGCUUCCUCCUCCUGAUGGCCUCUCCCUUUCUGCUGCUGGCGGCACCCUGCUUCUUCUGCUGCCGAUGCAAGAACAGGUUCUUCUACGAGGAGGCCACGCCCCUCUGAGGCUCGCUUCUAGUCGGUUCCAUUUCCUGUCCUUUUUCUGUGAUAUCGCGAUACGUGGGCCGUCUCUCGAAACGACGCG